Messenger RNA from Oryza brachyantha (malo sina), 1584 nucleotides. RefSeq names its product protein DJ-1 homolog B-like. The record is from RefSeq and is a predicted model, not a curated record. NCBI's taxonomy places the organism in Eukaryota, Viridiplantae, Streptophyta, Magnoliopsida, Poales, Poaceae. Gene Ontology annotation, cellular component: nucleus; cytosol. Gene Ontology annotation, biological process: guanine deglycation, glyoxal removal; protein deglycation, glyoxal removal. Bases 111 to 1409 code for a protein of 432 amino acids. Gene Ontology annotation, molecular function: protein deglycase activity. The transcript is spliced from 8 exons.
UCGAUGCGCCGGGUGUCUCCUCCUACCUCCCACCUGCACUGCACGCCCCCGGCAUCUCGCGCAAAGCUCAAGCUAGCUAGCAAGCGACCUCUCGGACGUCGUCGUUGGCAAUGGCGUCCCGUCCCGCGAAGAAGGUGCUUGUGCCGAUCGUCGCCGGCACGGAGCCGGUGGAGGCGACGGUGCCCAUCGACGUCCUCCGCCGCGCCGGCGCGCACGUUACCGUGGCUUCCGCCGACGGCUUUGGUGGGCUGGUCGUCGAGGCCAUGUACGGGGUCAGGAUCGUCGCGGACGCGCUCGUCGCCCCCGCCGCCGCCGACGACGUCGACGACUCCGCCGCGGCUCGCUUUGACCUCAUCGUCCUCCCUCUAAUAUUGCCGUCCGCGCCGCCGAUCAUGGCGACACCGACAUCGAUCGAUAUGUAUAUGCAGGGAGGGGUUCCCGGCGCGGCGAACCUCGGCGGCUGCGCGGCGCUGGAAGCCGUGGUGAGGAGGCACGCGGCGACCGGAGGGCUCUACUCCGCCAUCUGCGCCGCGCCGCCGCUGGCGCUGGCGUCCUGGGGCUUGCUCGACGGCCGCAAGGCAACUGCUCACCCGCUGUUCGUGGACAAAUUCCCCCCGGAGGUGGCCGCCGUGGACGCGAGCGUGGUGGUGGACGGGAGCGCCGUCACCAGCCGCGGUCCGGCGACGUCGUCGGAGUUCGCCCUGGCUCUGGUGGAGCAGCUCUACGGGAAGGGCAAGGCCGAGCAGAUCGCAGAAGAAAUGCUUGUCAAAUAUGAGGCUGGAUAUACCAUCGAUGAAGUCAACUCGGUUCAAUGGAAAUGUAACGGCACACCCAAGGUCCUUGUUCCGGUAGCCAACGGCACCGAGGAAAUGGAGCUGAUAACGAUCGUCGACGUCCUGCGCAGAGCCGAGGCGGCGGACGUCGUCGUCGCGUCGGCCGAGGACGCCGCCGAGGUCGUCGCGCGCCACGGGAUGAGGAUCGUGGCCGACACGACGCUGGACGAGGCGGCGGCGGCCGCCGGUCAGACGAGCUUCGACCUGAUCAUCCUGCCGGGUGGCACGCCUGGCGCAAAGACGAUGAGCAGCAACGAGAAACUCGUCGCUCUGCUGAAGAAGCAGGCGGCGGCGAGCAAGCCCUACGGCGCCAUUGGCGCCGCGACGGCUCACGUGCUCGAGCCCCACGGCCUGCUCGAGGGAAAGAAAGCGGCGGUGCACCCGUCCAUGGCGGCGGCCGGGUUGCCCAAGGACGGCGCCGGCGAGGGCGAGGGCGAGGGCAGCAGAGUGGUGGUCGACGGGAACGUGAUCACGGGCAGUAGCGCCGGCACGGCCAUGGAGUUCGCCGUGGCCGCCGUCGAGAAGCUGCUCGGCCGCGACGUGGCGCAGCGGGUGGCGGAAGGCUUGCUUUUCUAGGUGAUCAAGCGAUCGACGUGUGGCGAUGCUGAUGCAGACGUGUCAUCUGUUACGCACGCAAAGAGAGUUUUUUUUUUCUUUCUGACAUUUGAGCUCUGCGUCAUAUCCUAUUUUAUCAAUUGAACAAUUAACAUAAAGUUUGGGCUUUGAAAUAAAAUAUAAUCCGUGAGUUCAU